Indicator indicator is the source of this 1023-nucleotide messenger RNA. RefSeq names its product ADP ribosylation factor interacting protein 2 (gene ARFIP2). The record is from RefSeq and is a predicted model, not a curated record. Gene Ontology annotation, biological process: regulation of Arp2/3 complex-mediated actin nucleation; intracellular protein transport. Lineage: Eukaryota; Metazoa; Chordata; Aves; Piciformes; Indicatoridae. Gene Ontology annotation, cellular component: trans-Golgi network membrane. The transcript has 7 exons. Bases 1 to 1023 code for a protein of 340 amino acids. Gene Ontology annotation, molecular function: phospholipid binding; protein domain specific binding.
AUGUCGGACGGGCUCCUGGGCAAAGCAGCCACCAUGGAGAUCCCCAUCAGCAGCAACGGCGACACCGGCAGCCUGCCCGAGGACGAUGGCCUGGAGCAGGACCUGCAGCAGGUGAUGGUGUCAGGGCCCAACCUGAACGAGACCAGCAUCGUGUCGGGCGGCUACGGGGGCACGGCUGAGGGCAUCAUCCCCACCAGCUCUGCGCUGCACCAGCCCCAUGCCAGCCCGGUGCCUGGCGGGGACGAGCUGGUGCGUGGCAUCGCGGUGGAGAAGUUCGACAUCGUCAAGAAGUGGGGCAUCAACACCUACAAGUGCACCAAGCAGCUGCUGUCAGAGCGCUUCGGGAGAGGCUCUCGCACAGUGGACCUGGAGCUGGAGGCUCAGAUCGAGCUCCUGCGCGAGACCAAGCGGCGCUACGAGGGCAUCCUGCAGCUGGCACGGGGCAUGACUGCCCACCUCUACAGCCUGGUGCAGACACAGCACGCCCUGGGCGACGCCUUCGCCGACCUCAGCCAGAAGUCACCCGAGCUGCAGGAGGAGUUUGGGUACAACGCGGAGACGCAGAAGCUGCUGUGCAGGAACGGAGAGACCCUGCUGGGCGCUGUCAACUUCUUCGUCUCCAGCAUCAACACUUUGGUCAACAAGACCAUGGAGGACACCCUGAUGACUGUCAAGCAGUACGAGACUGCCAGGCUGGAGUAUGAUGCAUACCGCACAGACCUGGAGGAGCUGAGCCUGGCACCGCGGGAUGCCAGCAGCCUGUGCCGCCUGGACAGUGCCCAGAGCCACUUCCAGAGCCACAAGGACAAAUACGAGAGGCUGAGAGCUGAUGUGGCAAUCAAGCUCAAGUUCCUGGAGGAGAACAAGGUGAAGGUGAUGCACAAGCAGCUGCUGCUCUUCCACAAUGCCAUCUCUGCCUACUUCGCUGGCAACCAGCAGCAGCUGGAGCAGAGCCUCAGGCAGUUCAACAUCAAACUGCGGCCCCCGGGCGCCGAGAAGCCCUCCUGGCUGGAGGAGCAGUGA